UUUGUGAACACUCAAACAAAAUGGCGCUCCCCAUAGAUCAGAAAGAAUAUCUGAAACGCUACAUGUCUGCAGAGCCUGACGAUUCGAGCAAGAAAAAACGCAGAAAGAAAGUGAAGACAAGUGUGAAAGUUACUCGUACCUUCACAAUUGUUGAUGAUGAUGUAGACAUCAAGGCGCUGGCCCUGACCGAACAGCAAGAUGACCUUCACAACCCUCUCAAUGAUGACGAGACUCCCCUCAUUGCCGACAUCAUCGACAAUCGACCCAAGGAAGAGGUGAUCCUGGAGCAGUAUCGGACCAGUAACAAAUGGAAGCAGAUGGGUAAAGAUAAGGAAGAGGUCUCAGAUGGUGACCAGUCUCCACCAAGACGGAGCUCAGCUGGAAGGAGAACCCGUCAUGACUCAUCAGAGUCGGAUCUUUCCCCGUCUCGUAAACCCACUUCGAGGCGACAAAGACUUGACACGGAUUCUGAUGCAUCCCCUCAAAGAAAGGCAGUUUCACGCCAUUCUUCAAACUCAGAUAUUUCCCCCAUUAGACAACGGCAGCGAAAGUCUUCAAGGAGUAAAGAUGUUCACAGAAAACAACGAAUCUCCCGUCGCUCAGCAUCAUCCGAUUUUGACUUGUCUCCAGUCAGGAAUUCAAAAUCCCGAUCAGAGCCUCCAAGAAGGAGUGAAACUACUAGGCAUGAUUCAGAUUCAGAUCUAUCCCCACCCAGACGAGGACAGGUCAGACGGGGUGAGACAAAGGGUAAUAGACCACAAGCCAAACAAACAUCAAGGAAUGAUUCAGACUCUGACCUAUCUCCACCAAGGAAGGGACAUGACAGAAGGGGUGAUACAAAGAGAGAUAGUAGAGCAAAAGCCAAGAAAUCAUCCAGGCACGAUUCUGACUCAGAUCUUUCCCCACCUAGACGAGAACAUCCAAAGCAAGAAAGUGGUCGUCAUGCCAGACAGACUCACACAAGAGGGUCCGACUCAGAUUUGUCCCCACCACGGAAAGGACAUGACAGACGGGGUAAUACACAGGGUAACAGAUCACCUGCCAGAAGACAAACGCGACAUGAUUCAGAUGAGGACCUGUCCCCACCCAGAAGAAGGCAACCUAAACAGGACGACAAAAGUAGCGGCAGCGCCAGAGGAUCUCGAACAAGAGGCUCUGACUCAGAUUUCUCGCCUGUCCGGAGAGACAAUUCAAGACAAGUUACACCUGGGGCACGCAAGAUUAAGCAAGAGCGUGAUUCGUCACCGAGGAGAAGGGAUGCUGAUGCAACGAGAAGAUUAAAGGAGGAUGGAAGAGUCGACAGACGCCCAGAGAAGACGCUUUCAGGAACCAAGGCAGGUUUGUCUGACGCCAAGUCAAUGAGACGAGAAAAUGAGGAGUCAAGACGCCGGGAUGCUGACAUGUACAAUAAGAUGGAUGAUGACGUGUCUGGAAGAAAUGCCCAAACUGUUUUCCGAGACAAGUCUGGCAAAGCAAGAGAUCUGAAAGCCGAAAAACGACAGAAGAGAGAAGACGAGGCUAAGAAAGCCCAAGAUGAUGAGAAAUUCCUGGAGUGGGGAAAAGGUGUUGCUCAGAGUGCUCAGCAAAAACAGGUCGUUCAAGAAGCUCUUCAUGAGAUGGACAAACCGCUGGCCCGUUACCGAGAUGACAACGACCUGGACGCCAUGUUGAAGGAGCAGGACCGAGACGGGGAUCCGAUGAUGGCCUUCUUGCAGAAGAAACAAUCGCAGAAACGAGCUGCUAGUGGCGUUAAGGAGAAGCCCAAAUACAAGGGUCCACCGCCGCCUCCAAAUCGCUUCAACAUCAUGCCUGGUUACCGAUGGGAUGGGGCGGACCGCUCCAAUGGCUUCGAGAAGAAAUCAAUGAUACGACAGGCAGAUAAGAAAGCAAUGAAGGAGAUUGCUUAUAAAUGGAGCAUAGAGGAUAUGUAGGGAAGAUGUUGUGAAGCUCAAAGACACUGGACACCUUUAGUAUUGUCAAAGACCUGGGCCCAAUUUCAUGGCUCUGCUAAGCACAGAA
Molecule: messenger RNA, 2019 nt
Organism: Asterias rubens (European starfish)
Lineage: Eukaryota; Metazoa; Echinodermata; Asteroidea; Forcipulatida; Asteriidae
Product: BUD13 homolog
Exons: 6
Coding region: 21-1931 (636 amino acids)
Biological process (GO): mRNA splicing, via spliceosome
Cellular component (GO): U2-type spliceosomal complex; RES complex
Molecular function (GO): RNA binding
Source: RefSeq, a predicted model, not a curated record